Messenger RNA from Pygocentrus nattereri (red-bellied piranha), 2747 nucleotides. RefSeq names its product NEDD4 binding protein 2-like 2 (gene n4bp2l2). The record is from RefSeq and is a predicted model, not a curated record. Bases 256 to 1674 code for a protein of 472 amino acids. Gene Ontology annotation, molecular function: transcription corepressor activity. Lineage: Eukaryota; Metazoa; Chordata; Actinopteri; Characiformes; Serrasalmidae. Gene Ontology annotation, biological process: negative regulation of transcription by RNA polymerase II. The transcript has 7 exons. Gene Ontology annotation, cellular component: nucleus.
ACCGGAAAUACACUCCCGCUCAGGGGUUUGUUUAGUUUCUGUUAGUGAGGCGCUUUUGGAGCAGCUCGCUGAAGAAAAGCUGUAAAUACGGCUGUCCGUUGGUCGACUUUGUACUCGUUAGGUCUGUAUGCUGAAUCAGAUGCCCUGUUAUAAGGAGUAACCUAUGCAUCCAGCAUUACAUGUUAUCCGGGGAAAGACAUACGCCCAUGUGAUUGAUGGCUGCUUGACUUGCUGAAAUGCACAAAAUUUUGUUCAAUGCCUAAUGUUAUUCCAAGCAAAUCUUCUCCUCCACCUGUGAGUGGAAUUGUAGAAGACCCCCAGACUGUGCUCCCAACUCAUGCUGGACUUCUCAAACAGCAGAACGUAUUGGGUAAUGCAAAUGUGGUGGAGGUGAAGGACAGACCGCUAGAAUUACCCACUAGGAUCCUUAAUAUAUGUGAAGGGAAGACCUCAAGGAAUGACGGACAUGAGAAAAGCAGAGAAGAGGUCAUCAAAGAGAUAGCCAUCAGCAGCACUGAUUUCAUUGGACCAGCAUGUCGACCAGUGACAGCAAUAGAGGAAAAACUGAGUGAGUUCUACAAAGAGCUGGAGGAGAUUAACCACCAAGACAAUGUUCAUGGUGACACAGGAGUUAACGAGGAUGUCUCACAGUCUUGUGAACCACCAUCCAACCCAUCUCCCAGAUUAGAGGCUUGGGGAACUGAUCAUAAGAAUGCCUUUAGUCCUUAUCCAUCGAUUCGACCUCAAAGGAGCUAUGGAAACAAUAGGAAAUGGAGGCCUCACUUACACAGUGAUGUGCCUUGGGAAUUUUCAGACUCAUACAACAACCAAGUUCAGUGGCAGCAUCCCCCAUUUAGGCUUCCAUGUGGACCACCAAGGAUCCAAUUUCAUGGCCCACAGCAUUUUUCUCCUCCAGCACCACCUGGGAAUCCCCUGCAACCUCCAUAUUUCCAGGCUCCCCUAAAUGACUACAGGAAUGCUGAGAGAAGCAACUGGUCCUCUUGCCAAGAACACCAUUUCCCACUAGGUUAUGACAUGGGACUUUCUUCAUCUUACUGCUCUGGGUCAUUUGAAGGGCACAAAAGAAUCUCAAAUGAUUGGCAGCAUUAUGAGGAGCAGAAUUAUCAUGAGCAAGACCAGCACCAGCCUAAAAACAGGACACCUUUGGUUUUGAUACUGAUGAGGGGAGUUCCAGGCUCUGGGAAAUCAACUCUGGCAAAGGAAAUAUUGUCCUGUGGUCCAAAUGGACUAAUAUUGAGCACAGAUGACUACUUCUUUCAAGAGGAUGGCUAUUUCUUUGACCCCGCUCUGCUUGGGGAUGCACAUGACUGGAAUCAGAAGAGAGCUGGAGACGCUAUGUUGAGGGGUCGCUCACCUGUUAUUAUUGACAACACAAAUAUUCAGGCUUGGGAAAUGAAGCCCUAUGUCACAUUGGCUUUGGAGUGUGGAUAUAGAGUGGAGUUUGUUGAGCCUGACACUAGUUGGAAAUGUGAUCCUGCUGAGUUAGAAAAGAGGAAUAAGCAUGGGGUCCCCCAGGAGAGUAUAGUGAAAAUGCUGGAUCGAUUUGAGCUCCCCAUCAGCGUGGACAUUGUGAUGAAUUCCUUUGAGCCUCCCCAUAAAAGCAAAAAACAUCGUUCCAAACCACACAGACAGAGAAGAUUUAAAAACAUGUAAUUUUUUUAUUAUUUGAAGACUUAACUAUUUUUUUACUUGCUGAUGGUUUGUAAACACUUUUGAACAUUUUUAAUGCUUUGUAAUAAUAUUUAUAAUUACAUUUUGAACUAUUCAGUAUGUGGUCAUGUGAGUGUUUUUAAACUUCUAUUGGUACUUUUUUUUUUUUUUUUUUUUUUUUUAAGAAUUUAAUAUGAACUGUGUUCAGUUGAUCUUUACUUUUGGUGUUUGCGUCCAUAAAGCAUUGAGCCUGUGCCCUCCUGUCAUUGCUGUCUAAGUCUUUGACAAAACAAAUACACUGUCGUUAAAGCAAAUAAUGACGUGAGCUGAUCUGAAGAAAGUAUUGAUAUUUGUAAAAUGGGAAUCAAACCAUGAAAAAAGUGUAGGAAAACCCCUGGUUCUCAUUUUUACUGGCAGAAAUAGAAGUGUUUUGAUUCACUUUUUGUAGAAAAGACAAAUUGUUGCUAUUGAAGACUUAAGAUGUUCAAAUUUCACCAUUUUUCAAAUGGUUCAAAUCCACCUUUUUCUGUUAUAAUGAUUCACUUUGGACUGACCUUGUAGCUGACUUUUUAUUUCACUCUGAUUAUUAUUUUCACUCUGGAGAGCUGAGAGUGUUUCAAGUACUCUGAUUUGGAAGAGAAAGCAAUGGACCCCAGGUGAAAUUUCAGCUGAAUCUGUCUGUCAGAUUAAAGCCUUUCGCAAAUGCUUGAUGGCUGGUACAUUCAGCUCCAUGUCCUUAUGCUGAAUACGUGUCCCUGUUAAAGUCAUUUGGAGGGUCUUGAGAAGAUAAAAUGUCAGACUGUUUUGAGAAGUAAAACAUUGGAACUAAGAUUGGUUUUGUAUUGAUUUCUUGUUUGCCUGCCUGCAGUCUGUACAAUUGCAUAAUGCAUCUGACUCAUAAAGUUUUGUUUUUAUGGAGGCAGCUAAAUCAUCCAGAGGAGAUUACUUGAAUUUAUGUUGAAUGUGAGAGACUUCUGUUUGAUCUAACUGUAUUCUUACCCCAUUCCUGAAAAUCAAAUGAAUUUAUAUUUAUGUAUACACUGCUCAAAAAAAUAAAGGGAAACAACACAAUAUAA